Molecule: messenger RNA, 120 nt
Organism: Entrophospora sp. SA101
Lineage: Eukaryota; Fungi; Glomeromycota; Glomeromycetes; Entrophosporales; Entrophosporaceae
Source: the annotation of a GenBank genome assembly
AUGCCAGUGCUUUCUGAACUUGCUGCUAAACUUAUGUCAAUUCCUGCUUUGUUAGCAGCAGCAGAAAGAAAUUGGAGCCAUUUUGGCUUUGUUCAUAGGCUACCUGAUGAUAGAGUUUAA